AUGGCGGCCACAUCAGCUCGAGCCUUCAUGCUCUUCCGUGUAACGGACGCGUCACGGAAGAAGCUCCUCCUCCACCAACCGCCACCGUCGUCGUCGUCUCCUCGCCGCUUACCGCGCCGCGUUCCGAAUCGCGCGGUGACCUCCUCUGUCAUCAGCUGCCUCAGCGGAGGCGGAGUCUCCUCCGACGAUUCAUACGUGUCUACUCGUAAGUCGAAGCUGGACCGAGGUUUCGCCGUGAUCGCGAAUUUGGUGAACCGGAUCCAGCCGCUUGACACCUCCGUCAUCUCCAAAUCCUUAUCCGAUUCGGCAAAGGACUCGAUGAAGCAGACGAUAUCGUCUAUGCUCGGACUCCUUCCUUCCGGUCAAUUCUCCGUCUCCGUCACCAUCUCCGAGCAGCCUCUGUAUCGUCUCCUCAUUUCUUCCAUCAUCACCGGGUAUACGUUGUGGAAUGCGGAGUAUCGUGUGUCACUGACGAGAAAUUUCGAUAUACCGACUAAUCCUAGGAGGGAGGAGGAUCAAUCUUCGGAAGAUAAUGUUGGAUUUGGUUCAGAGAAUGGAGUGAGGGAGGAUUUAGGGAAUGGUGUUGAAGAAUUAGAGAGAAUGAGUUCUCAGGUGUUCGGAGACUUGUCACCGGAAGCGUUGAGUUAUAUUCAGCAUUUGCAGUCUGAGUUAUCUAACAUGAAAGAGGAGCUAGAUACACAGAAGAAGAAAGCUAUGCGGAUAGAAUGUGAGAAAGGGAACAAGAAUGACUUGUUGGAGUAUUUGCGUUCGUUAGAUUCGGAGAUGGUGACUGAGCUAUCUCAACUAUCUUCACCGGAAGUGGAAGAGAUCGUGAGCCAGCUUGUUCAAAACGUGAUACAGAAGAUCUUCGAAGACCAGACUAGUUCAGCUUUAUUGCGAGGUUCUGCUAUAAGGGCUACAGAAGGUGGUGAUGGAACCGGUAGAAAAGUAGACACUUCCAGAGAUUACCUUGCAAAGCUCCUUUUCUGGUGUAUGCUAUUGGGACAUCAUUUAAGAGGGUUGGAGAAUAGAUUACAUCUCAGCUGUGUUGUUGGGUUGUUGUAA
Messenger RNA from Microthlaspi erraticum, 1065 nucleotides. The record is from the annotation of a GenBank genome assembly. NCBI's taxonomy places the organism in Eukaryota, Viridiplantae, Streptophyta, Magnoliopsida, Brassicales, Brassicaceae.